Messenger RNA from Nymphalis io (European peacock), 3730 nucleotides. RefSeq lists its product as uncharacterized. The transcript is spliced from 6 exons. Lineage: Eukaryota; Metazoa; Arthropoda; Insecta; Lepidoptera; Nymphalidae. The record is from RefSeq and is a predicted model, not a curated record. Bases 1 to 837 code for a protein of 278 amino acids.
AUGGCUGCCGGCAAUAAUGGAGCGGUUUUUUUCUUAGGAAGCAGAGCUCAUUAUGAGGUUUUAGAGCAACCAAACAAUUAUGACAUCGAAAAUGGAAAUACAUCAACAGAAACAAUUUACCAAAACCAAUCCGUAGAGGAGCUGUGGCCAAAUAAGCAGGCGAACCAACAUGGCGACUUUGACGCCAAUUAUAACCCGGAAACGAUUAAUUGGAACUAUUGCGAUCAAAAUAACCCUGUGAUAUGUGAAGCGAAUAUGCCAGUGAGCUGUGUCAAGCGCCGCGUCAAACGUCGCUCGAGCGAGACUUUGCUGUGUGAUGAAAAACCUACCAUAAUGAAUACCGUUGACCAAGACGAACAUUCAAAAUCGAAGCCAUCUUGCAGGGUAUCCCUGCUCUCCUUCUUAGCAUCACUCGCGCGCAAGAAGCGUAAUAUAGAGUCGGAGCAAGUGCAGUAUCUGCAACAUUUUGGUUCAGAACUAACGAGCUGCACGUACAGGGAGUCGUGUAGGUGUCUGGAUUGUCAGAGUCGUUACUUUGAAUGUGAGGACAGUGAUGAAUACAGUUCUGAUGAUGAUUAUGCCUCUUACAAUCCACGUGACGUCUGUAAUCAGGCUAUCGUUGAUUUGGAUGAUGAUGUGUUCAUAACUACUGGUCCCGAUAAUGACAAUACAUCAACAGAUCUCCUGUUAGACGAUGAGCAGGAAGAGGAGCCAUCAGUGCAGGAAAUAAUGGGAGACGAAGACACAGAUAAACAGCUGCAAAUGGAGGUCGCUGCGAGCACCUCUGCCAUGUUCAACAUACUUCUAUACCAUCCAUUUUCAUGUGCUAUACAAUAAGUGAUGCAACGCCUCAGAACAGAUCGGCAAUGGAAAUGACAUGGCUAUGUGUUCGUUAUUAUUGAAAUGAUAUCGUGUUCCUAUUUCGAUCUCAGAUAUAAAGACUGAGUAUACAGAAUUUGAUGUCAUUUCCGUUACUCUGUUCUGAUUCGACAAUAUAUAUUAUAUAAUAUAAUACAUUUACACGAUACACAGUAGCUUCCCAUCACUUAAGAUGUAGAUUUAUAAGUAAGUCACUGAUAUAUUCAAUUAAUUAAAUAGAUAGUUAAACACAGACGCACAAGAAGUCAUUGGUAUGUAUUAUGAUACUUCCACGUAUCUAUAGUGUAAUGACCCCUUGAAAUACUUUACAACAAUGGGUGUUCAUAUUUAGACUUAGGCAAAAUGUAAUCAGAAUAAUAAUAACGAUUACAUUGUGUAAUCAUUAAUCACGAUUACAUUGUGUAAUCAUUAGUCACGAUUACAUAUUUACUUUGAUUGAUUCUUAAGAGGGCACGCAGGAAUGUGGUACUUACUUAAGUCACUUUGUUGUUUAUUUCAAUCGUGAUUGAUGUUUACAUAUUGCAAUUAUAAUCGCUAAUCAUUAAUCUGAUUGUAUUUCGCCCAAGUAUGUUGCCCACUUUCCAACUCUUUGCUGCCGACUUAAUGCUUUUCAUUGAAAUUCUAUAUUUCUACAUUCCUCUUCAAUCAAUGCUUUGUGAGAAGUGGAUGCGAUAGGUUUGUGCAUUAAUAUCACUAUAAGCCUAGUCUUGUUUAUCUAAUAAUUAACUAUAUACGUAUUAAUAAAUAGAGGGGUAUCGGGCACAGAGACUUUUCCGAUGUAUACCCUAUUUAAUGCACACCUUAAUACGCAACCGAUCAAAUAUAUAAAGAUUAAACCAUAGACAAUUGGUUUGAUAUUUAUUUUCAACAGAUUAAAGCGAUUUUCUCAUCGACAGGCGACCCUUAAACUGGUUUUAAAAGUAUUGCAUUGCAAAAGUCCUGUUAACAGUGGAAAUAAAAAUUCAACUUGUUCCCUUGUGCGUAUUACUGUAUUCUUCUCUAUUAAAUAUAUUUAGAUGUAAAGGAAUAUGCUGCUAAAUUGCAGUGUAAGUUGUUAUAGCCGUAGUGCCUACACUGGCUCACUCACCGUUCAUAUAGUUGUAGUCUAGUGAGCAGGUGGUACCAACAAGAGCGACCUUGGCCUUUUCAAUAAAAAAAUGUCUGAUUUUUAAUGGACACAGAUCCAUGAAAGUUAUAGAAGAACUAGGGUUUUAUUGAAAGUGUGAAAUGUAUUAAUAUUGAUUCACGCAGUUGGUUAUUUGUUCGUUAACAUUUUGAUUCGGAUUAAGGACGGUUAUAGUUUUGCAACACGCUUUAAACAUACAUACAUUAAGCUAAUAUACUAUGUAGUAUAGAUUUAUGGUAGAUAAACACGAAAAACAUUCUUAAUAUACAUGAAUAAAAACAAUAGGAAUUUAGUUAGACAAUAUUAGUAUCAAAUAUUUAAAAUCGCGAACGUUUACUUAACGUCAUAGAUUAAUAAAUCAGGAGCCAUUGUUCUCUUAGAUUAAUAAACUCAACGAUACAACUUCUGUUAAGCAAAUUCUAUGCUACAUAGUUUGACAGGACAUGAAACACUUGCUACCCUCUCUUUUACUCCCAGUAAUUGAGAUGGAGAUAGCAAUAUUUCAACUCCUAUUAAUUUAGUUUAGGUAUAAUGUGUAAAAGAAGUAGCACAAAUACAAGCUAUUAUUAGUCAGGUAACUUAUACUUCGUAAAUAUAUGAAUAAAUAUUAAAAAUAUUAAAAAAAAGAGUAGACUGUUCCUUCAUACAUAGUAUUAACUAUGUCAAAUAUAUCGCUUGUUAUUUGAUCACACUGAUAACAUUAUUCUUAUUAAUAAUUAAAUAUAUUAAAAACGUUACAUACAAUUACUCUAGCAAUGUUGAAGUAUGAGGCUAGGUUCAGACCUUCGUCAAAUAAAUUUUAAUUCAAUCACUAUUCACGACUAAUUAGUAAGCAUAAAAUCACUACAUUAAAUGUAAAAUUAUAUGUUUAAGGUAUCUAUAUAUGCUCUGAAACAAUAAAAACAAUGUUAUAUGUUUGACUUUACUUCUUUAAAAAUUAUGAUUACACCAUACGUAAAUAUUAUUUAAAAUGUGUUGAUUGCGGCCUACUUUGUCUAUUCAUUUAUUUUAUUAUUUGUAAAUAACUAAUUUACAGCCUAUUCAUAUCGUAGGAGUAAAGAUAACAUCAGUACAGUACAGUACAGUAACAGCCUGUUAAUGUCCCACUGCUGGGCUAAGGCCUCCUCUCCCUUUUUUAAGGAGAAGCUUUAGAGCUUAUUCCACCACGCUGCUCCAAUGCGGGUUGGUAGAAUACGCAUGUGGCAUAAUUCCAAUAAAAUUAGACACAUGCAGGUUUCCUCACGAUGUUUUCCUUCACCGUCAAGCACGAGAUGAAUUAUAAACACAAAUUAAGCACAUGAAAAUUCAGUGGUGCUUGCCCGGGUUUGAACCCACGAUCAUCGAUUAAGAUUCACGCGUUCUAACCACUAGGCCAUCUCGACUUCUUAAAACAUAAAGGAUAAUAUUCUUCAUCUUACUUUAUUGUACACCGCACAGAAAAAAAAAAUACAAGACAUGGAUACAUCGUAAUAAAAAGUAGCAAACAAUUUUGGCGACCUUAUCGCUACAUAGCGAUGUCUUCUAGGCAACCAACGGUGUAAGUAAUAACUCAUAAACAUAACAUACCUUACUUCUCUCGUGGUUGACAUAGAUUGUAGAGUCUAUCAGACGGAGGAAUAUUCCUCUAAGCCUUCAUCUGCUACAAAUUAACACAUUUUUUAUUUUAAUUGUAAAUAGGUACUUAUUUGAAAUGCUUAUUGGGGUCCAAUAAUCCAUUGUUGCUCA